AACACCAAGGCUAUAAAAAGCGGGCUCCGCGUGCGCUUUCCGGGAAGGUGAGGGGCUGCUUCAGCGCUUGGGGUUAUCGGUUCCUGAAGUAGAGUGGAUGGCAAGCUGCGACUAGAGCUGAUGGAUGUUGUUGUGUUGGGUACCAGGAGGGUUGAAUGAAGGGGAUGCCUCCAAAUUCCAGUUCUGCGUUAGAAGCCCCGAUAUUCUGUUCUUUCGCCUCCAUUGGCGGGAAGUUGCUGUGAGAAAAGGUAGUGUUGCUAUUGCUUGUGAAAUGGAAGCCUUUGCUGAAUAUUCCUCAGUACGCUUUAAACAACGUGCCGUGAUUGAAUUUUUGACUGCUGAAGGAGUUCCUCCAAUUGAAGUUCACCGCCAAAUGCUUCCUGUUUAUGGUGAUGAUUGUGUGGAUGUAAGUACUGUGCGUCGCUGGGCCAAAAAAUGUAAAGGUGGUAAACCAGGAAGAACUGAUUUAUGUGAUCAAGAACGCAGUGGAAGACCAGUGACUGCCACCGAUCAGUUUCAUGUGAAAAGGGUUGAUGAACUGAUCAAGGACAAUCAGCAGAUCACUCAAAGAGAAAUUGCUGCCAAGCUUGGCAUUUCACAGGAACGUGUGGGACACAUUAUUGAUACUCUUCAGUAUCGGAAGGUUUGUGCAAGAUGGGUUCCUCGCAUGCUGACGCCAGAGAUGUAUGCAGCAUAUACAGAUGAUGCUGCAGAGGAAGAUAUACUUUGAAGACUUAUAUGCUGCAAGAUCUUAACUUUCUAUGUACCACUGGGAGAAGGUGUGUUCUCUUCCACACAGCUAUUGGCAGAGACUCAACAUUUAGAGAGCCUUGAUGUGGCAGUGGUUAAGAGUACAGUACUGCAACUUCUGCUGCAUGGCAGCUGCCUGCAGUUUGGCAGUUCAAAUCUCACCAGGCUCAAGAUCAACUCAGCCUUCCGAGGUCGAUAAAAUUG
Thamnophis sirtalis is the source of this 954-nucleotide messenger RNA. The record is from RefSeq and is a predicted model, not a curated record. Lineage: Eukaryota; Metazoa; Chordata; Lepidosauria; Squamata; Natricidae.